Sporothrix brasiliensis 5110 is the source of this 744-nucleotide messenger RNA. RefSeq lists its product as uncharacterized. The transcript has a single exon. Lineage: Eukaryota; Fungi; Ascomycota; Sordariomycetes; Ophiostomatales; Ophiostomataceae. The coding region runs from base 1 to 744 and encodes 247 amino acids. The record is from RefSeq and is a predicted model, not a curated record.
AUGGCUGAUGCUCACAUCCCUUCGGGCCCGGUUGAUACGGUCCCCGAGAACCUGAAAGCGCGCAUCAAGGCCUCGUACGAUGCGAUCGCGCCCGUCUACAACAAGUGGACUGUCGACCACUCGCCGGUGCGCGUUGCGUACCUCGACCAGGUGACGGCCAAGCUGCGGCCCGCUGGCUCGACGGACAAGACACCCUUGCGCGUGCUCGAGCUCGGCUGCGGCGCCGGACGCCCGGUCACCGAGAAGCUGCUGAGAGAGCUGGGCCCGGUGCACGUCACGGCCAACGACAUCUCCACGGGCCAGCUCGACAUGGCUCGCGACGCGCUGGGCGAGCACGGCGAGAAGGUGUCCCCCGACGGCACGAGCACGGUCGACUGGGUCGAGGGCGACAUGAUGGCGCUGGCGUUCCCGGAUAACUCGCUUGACGCCGUCGUCGGCUUCUACAGCGUCAUCCACCUGCCGGCCGCCGAGCAGGCGACGCUGCUGGGCCGCAUUGGCCGCUGGCUGAAGCCGGGCACGGGCUACUUUUUGGCCAACUUUUCGGACCGCGUCAUGCCGGGCAUGGUGAUCGACAAGUGGCUGAAGCAGGACGAAGGGUGGAUGUACUGGAGCGGACUGGGGAUGCCGCAGACGGAGGCGGCUGUGGUCGGUGAAGGCGGCCUGACGUUGGAAGUGAGCAAGCUGGAGUCGGACGAUGUCGACGAUGUGGACUUCCACUGGGUCAUUGCUCGCAAGCCAGAGUAG